GAAAAUGUUUUAUAAAAUUUGCACCAUGUUAAUGGAGAAAAUCAAGAAUGUUCAACGUUUUAGAUACAAUUUAACAACUUAAAAGAGUUAACAUCUGAUUUCAUCAUGGAUUUCCUGUUGAUGCUAAUUAUCUACUGCAUUUUGUUCAUUGUUGGAACCCUAUGUGUGUUGUAUAGGGAUGCCCAGUUGCUAAAUUCUGGCCCCAUUGGAGUAUUAAAAAAUUUUGUUAUUGAGACUUUCAACAGACUAAUUCCACAAUCAUUACAGAAUGGAUGUUUCAAUCUGUGUGAGUAUCUUCUGUAUAGAAGGAACAGUUUUUUCCAGCUGAUAUUCGCUGUGCUCCUGUUGCUAGCCCAUGCAGUUUGGUUGGUGGAUAUGUUGCCCAUCCUGUAUCACCACUACCCUGCCCAUAAUCACACCUUCUGGCCAUUUGUGGCGGUGUUUGUAAACUAUUAUUGCUGGCACAAGGCAUGGACAGGUGACCCAGGGACAAUUACGAUGAAAAGCGUGAACAAAUACAUGCAGGUGUACCAGUAUGAUAAUGUGUUGUAUGAGUCUGGAAAAAAAUGUUCCACCUGCCAACUGCCUAAACCAGCACGAUCAAAACACUGCAGCAUAUGUAACAGAUGUGUGCACCGCUUUGACCACCACUGCAUAUGGACAAACAACUGUGUUGGAGGACUAAAUCACCGUUACUUCAUUCUCUUCAUGGCCACGCUGCUAGCUAUGUUUAUGCAGGGAAUUUAUGUGGGUACUGGAUGCAUUCUGGACUUCGCACAUGAAACAAGACUGUUCAAGGCCUCAUUUCGAGAUGAUGAUGGUCAAAUUAUGCCAAUCACAGUAUCUAUAGCAUUUCAGCAUCUGUUCAUGGCCCUACCACGCCUUGUGUUUCUCGUCAUAGCAGUAAUAGUCCUUACAAUCCUGGUUGGAAUUUUCUUCUGCCACCAUCUGUACCUCAUCUUUACCAACCAAACAACCAAUGAGAGGCACAAGCUGCAGGAAUUCAAAUACCAGAUGGACCAAUCAAAUUCAACCUACCAAUCAGAGACUAUUGAUUGGUCAAGGCAAUCAAAGUGUGAUAAACAUAGUGGUAAUAGGUCUAAUGACAAAAGAAAUGUUUUACAUUCAAAUUGCAGACCUUAUUCUAGAGGAAUUUUAAAUAAUUUUCUUGAAGUAUUUUUGCCCCAUAAGUUUAUACACUCUAGAAUAAAACAAAAUUGAUAAUCAGACAAUUAUUUUUUACAAAAACUGUACAUGGUAUCUCAGUUAAUAAUUGACAAUCAUGACAUGUGAUAGGUUUUGAAUAAAUUUAUAAUGUUGA
This is a messenger RNA of Mya arenaria, 1321 nucleotides long. Its product is annotated as palmitoyltransferase ZDHHC4-like. The transcript is spliced from 7 exons. Gene Ontology annotation, molecular function: protein-cysteine S-palmitoyltransferase activity. Gene Ontology annotation, cellular component: endoplasmic reticulum; Golgi apparatus. Gene Ontology annotation, biological process: peptidyl-L-cysteine S-palmitoylation; protein targeting to membrane. The record is from RefSeq and is a predicted model, not a curated record. NCBI's taxonomy places the organism in Eukaryota, Metazoa, Mollusca, Bivalvia, Myida, Myidae. Bases 106 to 1221 code for a protein of 371 amino acids.